Messenger RNA from Arabidopsis arenosa, 1095 nucleotides. The record is from the annotation of a GenBank genome assembly. NCBI's taxonomy places the organism in Eukaryota, Viridiplantae, Streptophyta, Magnoliopsida, Brassicales, Brassicaceae.
CAUUGUCUCUCUUUUCUUACCAAUCUACAACCUUAAAACCAUUUCUCGUUGUUUCGAUUUCUCAAAUCUUCUUAACCUUCCAAAGCAAAACCUAAGAUAGAAAAAAAAAAAACCCCCAUACAUCUCACUAGAACACCCUAUACUUAGUGUCUAUGUCACUCAUUAACGAUCAUUGCAAUGAGCCUAAUUACAUCUCAAACCCAAAUUCUUCAGAAGAUCUCUCUUCACCGGAGAAUUGCGGAUUAGACGGAGGAGCUUCAGCUUCAAGCAGUAGCACCAUGAAUUCUGAUCAUCAUCAACAGAAUCAAGGGUGUGUGUUUUACCCUUCCGGGGAAAGCAUUGAGGAUCAUAAUUCUUUGAUGGACUUCAACGCUUCAUCAUUCUUUAGCUUUGAUAAUCACCGAAGCUUUAUCUCUCCCGUGACAAACGGUGGUGCCUUCUCGGUCUUGGAGGAGAACAUGAGUUACGGCUACACAGGCUGGAGUCAUCAUCAGAUGGAUAGUAUUAGCCCUAGAGUCAUCAAAACACCAAAUAGCUUUGAGAAAACGGGCAGUUUUGGAUUGACUUCAAAUUCCACGAGUAAACCGGCGACAAACCAUGGAAAUGGAGACUGGUUAUAUUCAGAUUCAACCAUUGUAAACACAGGGUUAAGGCACGAGUCUGCGUCCCCUAAACUGGCUGGAAAUAAACGUCCUUGCACGGGAGAGAUCACUCACCUUUCGAAGAAGCCAAGUAGUGGUACCAGUGGAAAGGCCAAACCUAAGGCAACAACUUCACCUAAAGAUCCACAAAGCCAAGCAGCCAAGAACCGAAGAGAAAGGAUAAGCGAACGCCUCAAAGUAUUGCAAGAACUUGUACCCAAUGGCACCAAGGUGGAUUUGGUGACUAUGCUUGAGAAAGCAAUUGGCUAUGUCAAGUUUCUUCAAGUACAAGUUAAGGUACUUGCGGCCGAUGAGUUUUGGCCGGCACAAGGAGGAAAAGCUCCGGACAUUUCUCAAGUUAAAGAAGCCAUUGACGCAAUCCUCUCAUCAACGCAACGAGAUAGUAACUCAAACUAGAAAAAAAAGUAUAGCAGAAUAAUUAAUUAUGAAAUGU